AUGGAAAUUAUUGAUUAAGAGUCUCGCAUCCUAAGUUAAAGAAUAUUAAAUGAAUUUCAUAUAAAUGAAAUACGAAACAAUUUCAUUAGUAUUCUAGGAAUAAAUAAAACUCAUUUUGGGUAAUACCUCUAAAAACUAUCUAAAGAAUCGUUGAUUUUACCAAUCUUAUAUAUACAUUGGCAGAGAAUAAUCAAGUCUCAUAAUCUACUAUCCAAGAAUGUUUUAACAUAUUCGAUGAAAAUAAGGAUGGUAAAUUAGAUUGGAAUGAAUAUUUGAAGUUGUUUGUAGAAUACAUUAAGAAAGUGUAAUGUCUAACAUAUCUGAAAUCAUUAUCUUCUUUAGAAGAAUAGAGCUAGUAAUUCAUUUCAAUUAAUAAUCUCUAGAUAUCUCUAAUAAUUAUAAAUAGCCUUUUUAGCCUCUCCAUUCAAAUAAUUAUUUACCACUUAAAAUUUAUAAUCAGUUGAAUAGACUUUAGCAUCCUUUGAAAAUAGAUCCUCUAAUAAACAUAUCAAAAAAUACUAUUUCAUUAGUAGAGAUUCUUUUGAACCCUCAUUAAAUCAAAUUCAUUAAGAUCUAAUUAUUUUUUAAGACUUUAAUAUUUUACCAGCAUAAAUUAUUUAAGUUCUCAAAAGUGUAUUAUUAUAAAGAUUACCCCACGUAAAAAUUAAAAAAAUUGAAUAUGUCAAAUAAUUAAUAGCCUAAAUCAUUAAUAAUGGAUAUUGUGAUCAUCUAUUCAAAUUACUCUUAAUUGAUGAAGAUAAAGAUUAAUAUUUAAUAGAUGAAAAAGAUUAACAUUAAAUUUUAGGAUUAUAAGCACUUACAUUAAUUGCAGCCACUAUACACAUCUAUGAAAUCCAAAUACUCAUCCCUAUUUAAAGUAUCUUAUUUGUAGAUACUAUAUUAAAUAUCAUCUCUGAAACACAAAAUGAUCUCAUUAUUGAAUAAGGAUAUAUAUUACUUGGACAUCUAAUAUUAUAUGAUAAAACCUAUUAACAAAUAUUAUUUACUAAAAGACAAGCACUUCUUGAUGUUUAACUUAUUGAUGAUGAAAAGAUAUUCUAUCAUAGCUGGUUUAUUGGAUGUCUAUUCUCUAGAUAUGAAAAUCAUUAAGCCACUAAAUUUAUGACAUUAAUGAAUACCUUACCAGAUAACUUACUAUGGCUCUAGAUUAUUAUUAAUUACUAUUAAUAAUAUGGAUUAAUAUAAUCUAUUGAAAAAAAUUAAAUCAGAAUUCAAAUUCAAAUUAAUAUGCUCAUUAUUAUUUAACCCUUAUUGGCCACAUAAAUACAUUAAGAUGUUCUUAUAGCAUUAUUAUCAUAAUUAUAAAAUUAAGCUACAGAUAAUAGAUUUAAAUUAUAAAUCUUAACUACUCUAAAAAAGAUCUUUAAAUUGCCUUAUCAAUUAAAUUAUCAAAAUUUUACUGCCUAAAAUAUCCUAUUAUCCAAUAAUCUAUUAAAUAUAUUAAUGUAACUAACUGCAGAUCCUAAUUCAUAACUUAGUUACAAAGCUAAAAAAUUAUUCUUUAAGACUCUAUGUCUUGAGAAUUCUGGAAUACUCUUAAAAUACUUAUAAGAAUCUAAUAAUUUAUAGUCAUUCUUAUAUGUUCUUGAAAGUCAUUUUGUAUAAAAUGUUGAUGCCAACUUUUAGAAAUACUUUAAAUAUAAAAUACUUACAAUCUUAAGAUUAAUGAGUUAAGAUAGUAACACAUUCUAAAUCCUAUCUACAGAUUAAUGGUUCUUUAAAUUACUCAUUAAAGCGCUUAAUGAUAAUAAUCAAAUCUUUACUUCAAAUAAUUAAAUUAUGAUUAAUUGUUAAUAUGAUUAUCUUGUAAUUAAUGAAAUAACUGAAUAUUGCAUUACAUUUAAUCUUCAUUUUUAACCAAUGUUUAGAUAAAAACCUUAAUUAUCCUAUCAAGCUAUAGAGAUGAUUUAUAAAAUACUUCCAAAUUAAUAAGCUAUUAAUGAAAUUAAAUAAUAUUUUGUUAAGCUUUUAGAGAAUAUUGAUAAAUAUCAACCAUUAAUAUUAAAAAAAUACUUGAAACCUUUAUACUAAUCAGUUUGUGAAAUAGUAACUUAACUUAAUAAUUUGAUUAUUUCAUUAAAUGAUUUAAUGAAAAAUAAUUAAGUUUUUCACAAUAAUUUUAUUUCAUUAUUAAAAUUCUUAAUAAAUGAACUUUCUGUAUUUUAAGACUAUUUAGUAAGUAAAAAGGAAUUAAUUGAUGAUACCUUAUUAAUCAUUGGUACUGAAGCUACUUAUGAUGGAUGUGUUGUAACAACUGUAUAUUUAAAUACAUAUUAAAACUCAUCAAAAUGCAAGAUAGUAUUGAAACCUUAACUCACUUUAUUAGAAUUUGAAAAGCAUGUAGAAUAAGGUUUAUAAACAUCAGGACCACUUUUAUACUUAGUAAUCAAUUAGAAUCAUCCUAAUAAAAUACCUUAUGAUGAUUUUUCAAUAAUAGAUGAAUUAUGUUUUAGAAAAUUCAAAGAGUUAGCAGAUUAAUUUAUAGAAACUUAAUUUGGAAGUAUCAAAGUAUCUUAAGAGGUUAUUGCUGUUGAACUUUAUAGAUUAAAGAUGGAAGAUUAUUCAAUGAAGAAGAUUUAUGAGAUAUUGAACAAAGGUUCAUCUUAUAUAUAAUUCAAAUAAAUUCAAGAUAAUCAAAUGUUAUGGUUUUUGGAGAAUAGUUCUGGUAUUUAUUCAAAAUAAUUCAAUAGACACCAAAGAUAAAGGUUAGUAAUUAUAAUAAAUAUUUUAAUUAACUAAAUUACCCUAUACAUAUAUAGAGAAUCUAUUUGAUGUAUUUUUAAUCCUAAUAUAAUUACUAGUCUAUUAAUCAAUUUUUUGAUAAAAAUAAUCUAUAAUAGUAAUAUAGACAAAUAUUACAAGAUGAUUUUAAAGAUUACUUAAAAGAUAUGAAGAUUCCACACUUGUUAGGAGUUAAAAUUGCUUCAUUUUUAUCAAGGAAUGGAUUAAAAAACCCUGUUGAUUUUUAGGAUUUUAUUUGUUUUAUUUCUCUAUUUUAUUAACAGAGGUAAUUUAUUUGAUUUAUAAAAAAUUUAAGUUUUAGCGAAACAAUUAUUAUGAAGUUCACUUAUCUUUUAUAUGCAAACAAAGAGGGUAAAUUUGGAAAAGAUUAAUUGUGUGAAUAUUUGUAAACAAUUUUUGUAAUUAAUAUAUAUAUAUAUAAAUUUAGGAUAUUUAAAACUAAGUUAUAAAUGAAUAAUAAAUUAAUGAAUGGGGUUCAAAUUUAUUUUUGAAAAUUGAUUAAAAUCAAGAUGGUUAUAUUUCAUUUUAUGAAUAUCAUGCUUUAUUAAAAGAAGAAUAAUAUCGAGCAAAACUCUUAGAUCCAAUUUGUGCAUUAUUUACAAAUUUGCCAUUUCAGACUACUUCUAAUCGCUUCAUUUUUGGAACACCUUUAAAAUUAUUUAGAAGUUGA
Molecule: messenger RNA, 3433 nt
Organism: Paramecium pentaurelia
Lineage: Eukaryota; Ciliophora; Oligohymenophorea; Peniculida; Parameciidae
Source: the annotation of a GenBank genome assembly